Lampris incognitus (smalleye Pacific opah) is the source of this 1015-nucleotide messenger RNA. Its product is annotated as chymotrypsin-like elastase family member 3B. The transcript has 8 exons. Lineage: Eukaryota; Metazoa; Chordata; Actinopteri; Lampriformes; Lampridae. Gene Ontology annotation, molecular function: serine-type endopeptidase activity. Gene Ontology annotation, biological process: proteolysis. The coding region runs from base 9 to 818 and encodes 269 amino acids. The record is from RefSeq and is a predicted model, not a curated record.
CUGGCACCAUGCUGCGGAGAAUAGCUUCACUGCUGCUUCUGGCAGCAUGUGCUUAUGGAUGUGGCACCCCAACAUUUGAGCCCAACACCAACAAGGUGGUGAAUGGAGAAGAUGCUCGGCCCCACAGCUGGCCUUGGCAGAUUUCCCUGCAAGUGAAGCAUGGCAGCCGUUUCCAUCACACUUGUGGAGGGACUCUGAUAAGUCCUCGCUGGGUCCUGACUGCUGGCCAUUGCAUUUGGCCUGGAGAUGUCUACCGUGUGGUCUUGGGAGAGCACGAUAUGAGCCAGCAGGAGGGUACAGAACAGAUUAGAGAUGUGAUGCGCAUUGUCGUUCACCCUAACUGGGACAUCGACCACGUGGGUGAUGGCAACGAUCUUGCCCUGCUGAAACUGGACAAGAGUCCCAUUAUGAACGACAAUGUGAGUCCGGCUUGUCUUCCUGAGGCUGGAGAGAUUCUUUCACAUGGGAUGCCAUGCUACAUCUCAGGCUGGGGAAACCUCUACACUCACGGCCCCAUGCCUGAUAAGCUGCAGCAGGCAUUGCUGCCUGUGGUGCAACACAGUGUGUGUAGUCGCAGUGACUGGUGGGGCAUCAACGUAAAGCCCACCAUGAUCUGCGCUGGAGGAGACAUCGUAUCAGGCUGCAAUGGGGACUCUGGAGGUCCUCUGAAUUGCCAGGGUCAGGAUGGUAAGUGGUAUGUCCAGGGCGUAACCAGCUUUGUUUCCUCUCGUGUCUGCAACGAGGUGAAGAAGCCCACUGUCUUCACCCGCACCUCUGCCUUCACUGAGUGGCUCAGUGACGUCAUGCUUCACUACUGAGGAUCUCUUCCACUGAAUGGCAACAGAUGAUCAACUCCAGGUUAUGUGAUGAUGUCCUGUGGCCCAAUAAAUAAUUUUAUUUUUUACUGUUCUGGCUCUGCUAAUUCCUCGGUUUCACAACAGGGUGAGAUCCACACUAGAGAAUGUGUUAGUACUGUGUGUGUGUGUGUUCGUUGUGGACAGGAAGCACCAUCUGC